UCUCAGGGCUCAUGGCUUAAUGCACAUAGUUCUGUUUGAUAAAAAUACAUCCAGUUUUUCUUUCAUUCAUAUCCAUUUUAAAUAUCCACUGUAGACGAGGCAGCCUGCCUUACUUAGAAUCAAUUGUUUUACACACACUGAAAUGGAAGGAAAUCAGUGCUGCUAACAAACACGCAAAAAUCGCCACUGACUAGGAUCAUUUUUUCUAAUGAACUAUUACAAUUUUUAAAAUUUAAUCUAUCUAUGUAGGAGGUGUACCGUUUGCCACUGUGAAACUGAAUGUCGUGAAUCUCAAUCGACAAUGCAAAAUGUACAGCCAAGGAAUGGCACCUGUCACGCGUACAUCGCCUGGCAAGUUACACUGGGAAAGAAUACGGGACCGUCCUACUUUUUCGAUGGAGGAUAACAUUUUCACCGUCAGUUGGAAGUACCGAACUCUUGAAAAUUUACGUGCAAUAACAUACUUUGCUUUCACUUAUCCCUUCUCAUACACGGAUUUGCAAGCAAGCCUGAGAAACAUUGACAUCAGAUUCCUAAAGUCAACCGAACGCGGUCCAAGGCUCAAGAAAACUAAGAAAUCCAUCAACAAACGUAUCGAUUUAUCUCGAAAAAUUGAGAAGAAGGAGAAGGUCCAAAGACAUCGCCUUGAUGAUAUCUACUACAAAAGGGAAACCAUUUGCUUGACCUGUGAAGGAAGAAAGGUGGACUUACUGACCAUCACAUCUUAUCAUGGCAUAACAUCUCAGAGAGAACCCCGAUAUGCUGGUUUGUUUCCCGAAAAGGAUGUCGAUCGACCUUUUCGGUUUGUGGGUAAAAAG
Bemisia tabaci is the source of this 818-nucleotide messenger RNA. The record is from RefSeq and is a predicted model, not a curated record. NCBI's taxonomy places the organism in Eukaryota, Metazoa, Arthropoda, Insecta, Hemiptera, Aleyrodidae.